Hippocampus comes (tiger tail seahorse) is the source of this 570-nucleotide messenger RNA. RefSeq names its product solute carrier family 41 member 1-like. Bases 37 to 567 code for a protein of 176 amino acids. Gene Ontology annotation, molecular function: monoatomic cation transmembrane transporter activity. The record is from RefSeq and is a predicted model, not a curated record. Gene Ontology annotation, biological process: monoatomic cation transport. Gene Ontology annotation, cellular component: plasma membrane. Lineage: Eukaryota; Metazoa; Chordata; Actinopteri; Syngnathiformes; Syngnathidae. The transcript is spliced from 4 exons.
UGAAAAUACUGGAAAAAGAUAACACGAUGUAUUCCCAUGAAGGUCCAGGCCACAGUUGUCGGUUUCCUGGCUGCUGUGGCAGCAGUGAGUCUCGGGGGCCUGACGAGAGGUCGAGUGGAUGUUGUCCACGCCGCCAUCCUGUGCGCCAGCAGUGUCACCGCAGCCUUUCUUGCGGCGCUGUCUCUAGGCCUCGUGAUGGUGGCCGUGAUCAUCGGCUCCAGGAGAAUGGGCGUCAACCCAGAUAACGUAGCCACGCCCAUCGCUGCCAGCCUGGGCGAUGUCAUCACUCUGUCGUUGCUCGCUGCGGUCAGCAGGUUUUUCCUCUGCUACAGAGACACAUGGUACCUGCCUGUUGGAGUGUGUGCCUUUUUCCUGCUUCUUGCGCCAUUGUGGGUCCUUGUCGCCCGCCAGUCUCCACCUAUCGCAGAAGUCCUGAAGUCAGGCUGGCAGCCCGUUAUUUUCGCCAUGUCACUCAGCAGUGUUGGUGGCCUGAUUCUGGAUAAGACCGUGAGCAAUCCAAACUUCGAAGGAAUGGCCGUGUUCACUCCGGUUAUCAAUGGUCAGUAGCUA